This is a messenger RNA of Nerophis ophidion (straightnose pipefish), 4810 nucleotides long. RefSeq names its product bromodomain and PHD finger containing, 3a (gene brpf3a). The record is from RefSeq and is a predicted model, not a curated record. Bases 375 to 3974 code for a protein of 1199 amino acids. Lineage: Eukaryota; Metazoa; Chordata; Actinopteri; Syngnathiformes; Syngnathidae. Gene Ontology annotation, biological process: regulation of transcription by RNA polymerase II. Gene Ontology annotation, molecular function: protein binding. The transcript is spliced from 13 exons. Gene Ontology annotation, cellular component: MOZ/MORF histone acetyltransferase complex.
UUUCCAAAAAGGGGCGUAUUUUUCGAGCCAUCUUGACCGAAUAUUUAGCCAUAUUCGAGGUACAUUAAUUCGAUAUCUUGGCGGUAAAGCCGCCGUUUGAGUAUGCACUGGCACAGUUAGAAAGCUUUUUGUCCCGGCCGUGUGAACGCUCGGCUUUGUCGACACAACAACGGUUUUCCGCAGCGUAGAGGAUGACGCCGUCGCUCCCCAAAAUGACCGGCUAAGCUAAGCUAAGCUAACGGGCUACCAUGUCCGCCUCGGUUCCAGUCUGUCACUUUGCUUGACAUUUUAGGUGUUUUUUUAAUUUAUUCCUUGCUGUUUGCAACUUGCACCGGUAAAGACCACUUCUCAAGGUAGCUGGUGUCACCCCCCUGAUGCAGGAGGAGAGAAAGUGGGAAUGUAAGGCAGCUGGAAGAGGACUCAAUAUGGGUCGCGGGCGAGGCAGAGGUCGGGGCCGGGGUCGAGGCUCAGCGAGCGGGUUGCGCUCAUCGUCGCCCUACAGACUGCAGCUCUCUCCAUCCAGGGAGACACUGACGUACGCCCAAGCCCAGAAGAUAGUGGAGGUGGACCUGGAAGGCAGGCUUCACCGAAUCAACAUCACAGAUCUUCUGCCGGUGAUCACGGAAGACGAGAUGAUGGCGCAGGACAUCGCAGAGUGCAACAGCAACAAGGAGAACAGUGUGCAGACUCUGAGUAAAGUUCGCUUCUUCGGUAAACCCCCCAACACCAAAGGAAGGAAGAGCGGUAAAAAUGUGUCGCAGCAAAAUAAACUAUCUGGAUCCCUGCAGCAAACUGGAUCUACGAAUUCCCUCCAGAUUCAAAGUCCACUCCCGGAGCCCACCUUUCGUGCGUUGGGUUCAGCUUCCCUUGCAGAGGCGCUUCCACUGCCUACAUCCUACUACUGCUUUAUCGAGAAAUCCAGGGAGGAGCUGGAAAGCGUGGCAGAGUACGACAUGGACGAAGAAGACCUAGCCUGGUUGGAGAUGGUAAACCAAAAGAGAGUGUCCGACGGCCACGCCUCAGUGUCAGCGGACACUUUUGAGCUGUUGAUUGACCGCCUGGAAAGGGAGUCCAUCUUGGAGUCCCGCAGCCAGGCGUUGGCCCAGUGCGCCGUAGACGAGGACGCUUUCUGCUGUGUGUGCCUCGAUGACGAAUGUCUGAACAGCAAUGUCAUCCUCUUCUGCGACAUCUGCAACCUGGCGGUGCACCAGGAGUGCUACGGAGUGCCGUACGUACCUGAGGGCCAGUGGCUGUGCCGCUGCUGCCUGCAGUCCCCCUCCCGCCCUGUAGACUGUGUGCUGUGUCCCAACCGAGGAGGUGCCUUCAAGCAGACCAGCGACGGACGCUGGGCCCACGUUGUAUGCGCCAUUUGGAUUCCAGAGGUGUGUUUUGCCAACACGGUGUUCCUGGAGCCCGUCGAGGGGGUCAAAAACAUCCCUCCUGCCCGCUGGAAGCUCACCUGCUACCUGUGCAAACAGAAAGGCAGGGGCGCAUCCAUCCAGUGCCACAAAGCCAACUGCUACCGGGCUUUUCAUGUCACUUGCGCUCAGAAGGCUGGCCUGUACAUGAAGAUAGACCCGGUCCGGGAGACGGGCGUCAACGGUACCACAUUCUCUGUAAAGAAAACCGCUUUUUGCGAGCAUCACUCCCCAGUUGGGUCACGGCGGGAUGGGUCCGGAGAUGAGUCAGUGGAAGGGAGGAUGGUCGGGGGAAGAGGUAACAGGGGGCAGAGGUCGUAUACUCAGAGCUCCCCCACACCUUCAGAAAAGAAAGGGUCCAAAGGUCAGAAGAAGAAGACUACUAAGGGGACCAGAGGGUCCACACGUCGCUCCAAUGUGCCUGUGCUGCUUGUACCUCAAAUCCCAUCACACAGGCUGAACAAAAUCUGCACAGGAGUGGAGGUCCAGCGGAAAAAUCAGUUCAUGCAGCGGCUUCAUAACUACUGGCUACUGAAACGUCAGUCGAGAAACGGGGUGCCUUUGAUACGCCGACUUCACUCACACCUGCAGGCCCACAGGACGACAGAACAGAAGGAGCCAGAUGAGAAGCUAAGUGCCGCCAGAGAAGAACUGCGCUACUGGCAAAAGUUGAGGCAAGACCUGGAGAGAGCCAGACUUCUGGUGGAACUCAUCCGCAAGAGAGAGCGGCUAAAGAGAGAACAGAUGAAAAUUCAACAGGCCGCUCUGGAGCUCAAGCUGACGCCGGCAUUGGUGCUCCUUCGAUCCACCUUGGACCAGCUGCAGGAGAAGGACACAGCCAAAAUCUUCUCUCAGCCUGUCAAUUUAUCAGAGGUCCCAGACUACCUGGAGUUCAUAUCCCAGCCCAUGGACCUGUCCACCAUGCGGGCCAAGUUGGAGGGACAUGCCUACUGCUCCAUCACGGACCUGGAGAAGGACUUUGACCUUAUGAUCUCAAACUGCCUCAAGUACAACUCGAAGGACACAAUGUUUCAUCAAACAGCCUUACAGCUGCGGGAAGUGGGCGGGGCUGUUCUCCGCCACGCUCUUAGGCAGUCUCACACCAUCGGACUGGACCCGAGCACUGGCAUGCACCUGCCGGAGUCUCCCAACAAGCAUGGCUUCAACCAGUGCACGUGGGAUGACGUCGACUCCAUCCUGGAUCCUGACAACAGACUACACCUGAGCACCGACGAGCAGCUCAAGACCUUGCUGGAAAAACUGGAUGUGGUGACGUCCAUGGGGACUAGCGGCGGACGAACCAAGCGCAUUCGAUUACUGCGGCGAGAAAUCAACGCUCUGAGACAGAAGGUGAACCCACCGCCACAGCAAAACCCUCAGACGGUUAACGCCAAUGACAAGCAGGUUAAAGAGGAGGAGGAGGAGGAAGCAGCAGCCAAAGAAAAGAAAAACGAAAACAAGAAAGCUGUGGAUAAAGGAGUUGUCACAGCAGAUGACUCACCACCUGUAUUAGAACCCACGUGUCCAAUGUCAUCACCGCUGCCGGGCGACGCCCCACUCGAACCGCCCAUCCUGGGGAUUGCAACAUCUGGUCGGAGGUCACCGGGACGCUCCUACAAGCGUCAUAGGCCGUCCCGCACCAGCAGCAAAAGCCAGGGCGAGGAGGAAGCCGAACUCGGCGAGACGCCGUCGUCCCAACCGGAGGCCGUUCACGAGGUAACGCCGCUGGGAACGCCGCCGGCUCAGCCCGUGGUUGGGGUGGGCCGGCGUACGUCCAUUCUGUUCAAGAAGGCCAAAAACGGGGUGAGAGUGGCAAAAAAGAAAUCUCCGCCACGACAGAACAGCAAAGAUCAAAGCAACGGUUUGGACGGCUUCACCACCUUGCCUCCAUCUUCCAACGCUUCGCCGACUCCUCCCUCGUCCUUCUCGCACCACCUCAGGUCCAGAGGUCACAGCUCCGAAAACGAAGGGGAUAAACAGUCGGCGCCUUCUUGUGAGGAAGAGCUGACAAAUGGGAACUCUGAGGAGGAGCAACAAGUGAACUGCACGCCAUCGCCUCCCAAACGCAGUCGAGGUAAACCUGCUCUGGCCAAGGAUCCCAACAAUGACAACGCAGAACUCUCUGAAUCUGCAAUGCCGACACUUCUGUGUUUGGAUGCUGAGACAGAACUGGGGCCCUUGGACCUGGUUUGGGCCAAAUGCAGAGGAUACCCCUCAUAUCCGGCCAUGAUUGUCGACCCAGAGAUGCCCCAGGAAGGACUCCUUCUCAAUGGCAUCCCCAUCCCAGUGCCUCCUGUGGAAGUGCUCAAACUACGAACUGAGGUGGACGAAAAGCUCUUCCUGGUGCUCUUCUUUGACACCAAACGGACUUGGCAGUGGCUCCCUCGGGACAAACUGCUGUCGAUGGGGAUGGAUGACACGGUGGACAAGCUACGCCUGAUGGAAGGGAAGAAGCCAAGUGUUCGCAAGUCUGUGCACAUGGCUUACGACCGCGCCAUGAUGCAUUUAAACCGCAUCAGAGGCAACCUGAACUUCACUCCUUCCAACUUUAUAUGACUUUUUAUUGGCAGGUAAAUUAAUGGGAACCUCUCUAGUAAAAUUACACGUUCAGUAGAUAAAACGAGUGGGAAAGUGUUUUUUUUUUUUGUUUUGUACUGUGUUCAUGUCAAACCGUUCUUAUUUGACUUUUUGCCAAAGUUAAGGAAGCUGAAGGGUGUAAAUGUAGAUUGCUAAAGAGAUCGUCUUGAUCUGAAGUAUUGGCAUUGCAUUUGUGUUUUGACAAAGUCUCACUGUACACUCGCUUCAUCGCUGGACUCACAGGGUUUGUACUGAAAUAUUGCUUUUGUUUAGCUUCAUGUUGUGGUCUAGCCAUGAAGCGAUGGUGGGAGUGGGACUUGUACUCUGGCUUUUCUUUUUUCCAUAUUGUGAAACAAAGUACUCUGAUAGUGUCAAGCUGGUGUUUGUGCAAACAAAAUCUACUGCGUCUUUUGUUUUGUAGCAGACAUAAAAAAGCACAAACGUUCACUGGCAGGAGUAUGUGGAGAGAGCGGGAGUAACCUCAUCGUCGUCAUAAAAAGUGCAUGUGUAAAGUUUUGUACAUAUGUAAAUGUUUGUUUAUACUGGCUAACAGGAAGUAAUUUAAGGAAUGCUAAUUUAGAAUCUUAAUUUAUAAAACACAAUGUGGCAGUUGAGUUAUUUUAAAUACAUAUAUAUAUAUAUGUUCGAAGCUUCGUAGCUAUUUGUAACAGUGUCUUCUUUAUAAUUAAAAAAAAAAAAUCAAGUCAUGCGGCACAAUACCUAAGCAGAUCUUGUACCCAAGAUCUAAUAAAAAUAUCAUCGGGCCAAGACGAUAUUUUCUCACGCAAGAAUAAAUGCUGUUUGAGACAACUGAA